GCGAGCUGGGGCGAGAGGAUGGAGCUGCGGUGGCUGCUGUGGCUGCUGUGCUGCGGGGGCGCGGGCUCCGGCGCCACCUUCGCCCCGACCCGGCCGCGGAGCCGAGAGCGAGAGGCGGCCGCCUUCCGGGAAAGUCUUAAUAGACAUCGACACUUGAAUUCUUUAUUUCAUAGUGAAAACUCCACUGCCUUUUAUGGAAUAAAUCAGUUUUCUUAUUUGUUUCCUGAAGAAUUUAAAGCCAUUUAUUUAAGAAGCAAACCUUCCAGGUUUCCCAGAUACUCAGCAGGUGUACGAACGUCCAUCUCCAACGUAUCUGUGCCAUUAAGAUUUGACUGGAGGGACAAGCAUGUUGUAACGCAAGUGAGGAACCAGCAGACGUGCGGGGGAUGCUGGGCCUUCAGCGUGGUUGGUGCUGUGGAAUCCGCUUGCGCCAUAAAAGGGGAGCCUUUGGAAGACCUAAGCGUCCAGCAAGUCAUUGACUGUUCGUAUGACAAUUACGGCUGCAGCGGAGGCUCUACUCUCAAUGCUUUGAACUGGUUAAACAAGACGCAGGUAAAACUGGUGAAAGAUUCAGAAUACCCUUUUAAAGCACAAAACGGUCUGUGUCAUUACUUUUCUGGUUCACAUUUUGGAUUUUCGAUCAAAGAUUAUUAUGCAUAUGACUUCAGUGAGCAAGAAGAUGAAAUGGCAAAAGCACUUCUUAACUUUGGCCCUUUGGUAGUCAUAGUAGAUGCAGUAAGCUGGCAAGAUUAUCUGGGAGGCAUAAUACAGCAUCAUUGCUCUAGUAGAGAAGCAAACCAUGCAGUUCUCAUAACUGGGUUUGAUAAAACAGGAAGUACUCCAUAUUGGAUUGUGCGGAAUUCAUGGGGAAGUUCAUGGGGAGUGGAUGGCUAUGCUCAUGUGAAAAUGGGGAGUAAUAUUUGUGGUAUUGCAGAUUCGGUUUCUGCUAUAUUUGUGUGACAUGUUAGGCAGAUGAAGAAACAACUACAAAAAUGAAGAUUUUCAUAAUACAAUGUAACAUAGUACUUCAUUUUAAGUCUUAUUCAACUUCAGGCUGCAGCAACUACCUACAAAAGAUUCUAGGGCCCAGGAGUAUUUAAACUAAGUUGUAGAAUAUUCCCUUCUUAUAGAGAGAUGGACAACCAAAGUCUGUUGGAAGAAUUUCAACUUCGCAGCCUGCAAGGAAAUCUGUGGAGCUUCCACCCUGGGAGGAAGGUCAAAUUAGGAGAUAUUUUAGGUCCCUCUAACUUGAAGACUCUAUUCUUCAUUUUUGUUUCCUUAUUAUUUGUUUGUUUGUUUAUUUGUUUUUAAUGAGAUUCUUCACAUGGGAUCAAAGAGGUGUUAAGAAUUUAUUUUCUUUUCUGGGAUAUAAUCACUAGCCUUAAAUUACCCCUCUAUACAGGAAUGGCCAACCUGAAACUAUGUGUGUCUCACACAAUUAUAUUAGCAGCCCUCUGAGAUGGAAUAUCAGGAUCUGAAACACCAAGAGCUUCACCACAACAAAUAGUGCUUACCUUGAACAGUGAAGCGGCCAUGUAGAAGGAAACAAAGGGAAAUCCCUUCUUAAAAGAAACAGUUAAACUGAUAGAAACUAAAUGACCAAUAUGGCAACCAUGUGUUCAGAACUCUCUACUAGCAUUCACAAGAGACAAGUUGUUUGGAAAUUUUCAUUGCUGAUAGAAAUCCAAUAGAUUUUAUUUCUUACUUUUUUUCCCCUGUCUUACAGAGCAAAGUAUUAUGCCACAUUUUCUCAUCCUCUUUCUCUUACUCUUAACCAAGUUUUCCUAGUGGUUUGGCUUCCCUGACCAAAGAAUUAAUUCUCAUUUUUACUUUCUUGUUCUAUUUUCUAACCACUUCCUGGGCUCCCUUCAUCUCUAUGCCUUUAUCAACAUCUGGCUCUCACUUCCUUCUUCCUCCGGUGAUUUGUCAGCAACACUUUUUUCAAAGUCCCAUCUCUUAACCUGGGGGGAUCAGCCAAAAUGUGAGCUCCCCAGACUCUGCAUCCCAGUUUUCUGCUUGGUUUUCCGGGUCUUCAGUCCCAACUGCUUCUUUGUGCACCCCUUUUUGCUUUCGAUUGGCUCUUAGUCAUGCUGCCUGUGAUCUCUUGCGUCUUUAAUUGUGUGAGUGAUUUUGGGUGCUGUGCCACGAUUGCAGUUCUGAUUAACUUGCAUCCACAGCAGGGAUCAAUAAUCCUGUGCAUAGAGAGGGGAGCUAUGUUCUGCUGAUACCCUGCAACCGUGAACAAAGCCACUUCUCGUGUAAGCAGUGGAAGAACCCUACAACCAAAGAGUUGAUCUUCUGAUUGAGUAUAAGCACAACCGUAUUAAAUGAGUUACUACAAGAACAUCAUUUCAAGUACUAUGUAUAUAAAUACUACUUCUCUAAAAUUUGUCAUUAUUUUCUAAUGUAGAAGAUAUGAACAAAAAUAAAACUUCAUAGGCAGCAGAAACUACUAAAAAAAAU
Molecule: messenger RNA, 2463 nt
Organism: Lemur catta (Ring-tailed lemur)
Lineage: Eukaryota; Metazoa; Chordata; Mammalia; Primates; Lemuridae
Gene: CTSO
Product: cathepsin O
Exons: 8
Coding region: 19-960 (313 amino acids)
Cellular component (GO): lysosome
Molecular function (GO): cysteine-type endopeptidase activity
Source: RefSeq, a predicted model, not a curated record